Messenger RNA from Oryza sativa Japonica Group (Japanese rice), 849 nucleotides. The record is from RefSeq and is a predicted model, not a curated record. NCBI's taxonomy places the organism in Eukaryota, Viridiplantae, Streptophyta, Magnoliopsida, Poales, Poaceae.
AUGGGAGGGAUGAGCUUCUGGAUCUUGUAUCAUGGGACUUAUCUCGGUGAGGAUGUUGCUGUUAAAGUUCUAAGAUCUGAGCAUUUGAAUAAGAAUGUUUGGAAUGAGUUCACACAGGAACAUACUAAUGUUGUGCGAUUCAUUGGUGCGUGCACAAAACCACCACAAUUUUGCAUAAUUGCUGAAUACAUGUCUGGAGGAAGCCUAUAUGACUUUUUGCACAAGCAGCAUAAUGUCUUGGACCUUCCAACUCUGCUGAAGUUUGCAGUUGAUCUAUGCAGAGGGAUGUGUUACUUGCAUCAGAUGGGUAUUAUCCAUAGAGAUUUAAAGAGUGCAAACCUUCUAAUGGACAAAGAUCAUGUUGUGAAAGUGGCAGAUUUUGGUGUAGCUCAUUUUCAGGAUCAAGGAGGUAACAUGACAGCUGAAACUGGAACAUACAGAUGGAUGGCACCAGAGGUCAUAAAUCAUCAACCCUACGAUAACAAAGCUGAUGUGUUCAGUUUUGCUAUUGUGCUUUGGGAGCUCAUAACGUCCAAGAUCCCUUAUAAUACCAUGACCCCUCUCCAAGCAGCUGUAUACAAGGGAUUGCGCCCAGGGCUCCCAGAAAAUGCACAUUCCCAGCUAUUACCUCCGUUUCAGGGAAAAGACCUAAGUAUUCCUGAGAGAAAAAAAGAGCAACCUUUGAGUGAAAAAUGACUAGAAAAUAGAAGAAAUAGGAGUAGUUCGUUACUUUGUCCAAAUAAGUGGUUCUAACAUUGUCUUCAUCAGGCCAAUGUUUAUAGGUUAAAAUUUCGAUGUGUACUAAAUUCGGCAAGCUCAUUUUAUAUUUAGAUUAUUUUGAUUUGGUUA